This is a messenger RNA of Triticum turgidum subsp. durum (durum wheat), 1689 nucleotides long. NCBI's taxonomy places the organism in Eukaryota, Viridiplantae, Streptophyta, Magnoliopsida, Poales, Poaceae. The record is from the annotation of a GenBank genome assembly.
AUGGCACUUGGAGUCUUUGUGAAUUGGAGGGGAAACACCAUCAACAAAGAGGUGCAUGGCGGAGUCAGAGCAGCAUGGUUUUUGUAUGUCCUGACUGUGGUAACAAACGUGGUUAUUGUCCCAAACUUGUUGAAUAUGGUUACUUAUCUCCACGGAACAAUGCAUAUGGGGGUUUCGGGCUCGGUGACUACAGCUGCUAAUUUUUUUGGCGCCACAUCCGGGUUUGCAAUGAUUGGAGCUUUCCUCUCUGACUCCUACAUCACUCGGGCCCGAACCAUGCUCCUCAUUGGUCCAUUUAUGUUUCUGGGAUACGGAUUGCUCGCACUGCAAGCCUACCUACCCUCCCUCCAUCCACCCCCUUGCAAUACUGAAGCAGAGCUAAACAAUUGCAAACAAGUCCAUGGCAAGAACGCUGCCUUAUUGUACGUAGGCUUGUAUCUGAGUGCAGUUGGUGAUGGUUGUAUACGGGCUUGCUUGCCGUCCCUUGGAGCAGACCAAUUUGACCAUGAGGAUCCCAAAGAGUCCCACCAGCAGUCCAGCUUCUUUAACUGGUAUACCUUCGGAAUCUCUUUUGGAGGCUUCGUAGGGCUGAUUCUCAUAGUGUGGCUCCAAGACUACAAAGGGUGGGAUGUCGCACUAGGGUUGUGUGCCGUCAUAGUUCUGCUCGGAUUGCUCGUAGUUGCUGCUGGUCUCCCUUUCUACCGCAAUCAAGUACCACAAGGAAGUCCUCUGACUCGAAUACUGCAGGUGGUUCUUGUGGUUGCAUUCCGCAACAGGAAGACUGAAGUUGGUGAGGGGCUAGAAGAAGCGCAUGAAAUGAGUAUUGAGGUGGGGACAGGUUACAUUGGCUCACUCUCUCAAACAAAUAGUCUGAAAUUUCUCGAUAAAGCUUGCAUCAACCGUGGCAAAAAGGGAGACUGGUCAGUCUGCAGUGUGACCAAGGUGGAGGAGACCAAGAUUGUACUCCGCUUUCUUCCCAUCUUCAUCAGCUCCGUGAUUGGAUACAUAUCCAACAUCAUCCUAUUCACAUUCACCGUGCAGCAAGGCGGCUUGACCAACACAAGGCUCGGCAAGAUCCACGUUUCCCCGGCGACACUCUUCGUCAUCCCCAUCACAUUCCAGAUGGUGAUGCUUGCAAUCUAUGAUCAGUUCAUCGUGCCAUUCUUGCGAAGGCGCACGGGCUACAGCGGCGGCAUCACUCACUUGCAGCGCAUCGGCAUAGGCUUUGCCUCCAUGAUACUUGCCUGCGUCAUCGCGGCGGUCGUCGAGAAAAAGAGAAAGGAAUCUGCGGUGCAGAUGUCCCUUUUCUGGCUAGCACCUCAGUUCUUCCUGCUCGGCGUCUCAGACGUGACAUCGUUCACUGGCCUCCUUGAGUUCUUCAACAGUGAAGCGCCACGGGGUAUGAAGUCGAUCGGCACGGCGUUGUUCUGGUGUGAUCUCGGGCUCGCGUCGUUGAUGGCCACGUUCCUGGUGGAUGCAGUGAACGGGGCGACAAGGCAUGGUCACCGGGUAGGCUGGCUCGAGGGCACAAGCUUGAACACUAGUCAUCUUGACUGGUUCUACUGGGUUGUGGCUGUUGUCGGAUUGCUCGGCUUCUUCAACUAUCUGUACUGGGCCAACAAGUAUGUGUACCAGAACAAUCAACGCGUUGCUAACGUUGCGCCAACGGUUGAUCAGGAUUCGCCUUGA